CCUUAGUACUUCCAGCAUCUCCUCCAAAAAGUAGCAGACCCAGCUCUCUGUUUUCACGAUGGCGCCGAGCAAUCCCCAGCUCAAUGUGAACCUUGCACCUGCUGCAAUCUUCACGAAUCGGGGAUUCCGCAACUCAGAAGCCUACUCCAGGUAUCUGCGAAGCUUUUGUGAUCGCCCCCUUCAUCCCUCAUUUAUCAUCACUCCUACCACAUUCAAUCGGUAUGGACUGAGGGUCAAUGGCUACAUCAAUGAUCUUGGGUGGAGCUCUCUACUUCAGAAUCGGAUUCUUGAUCAGUGCCCUGAGGCUGUGAGAAUGUUCUACGCAAGUAUGCAGUGCGGUCCUGGACACUACCCGUCGUUUUUCACCACAACCGUCUACAAUUUCAGCGUGACAAUCACUGCUGAUGUACUGGCCACUCUCCUGCAUCUUCCUCACGACGGCUACAUUGCUGGAACGACAGAAGAUUUUGAUAGCUAUGGGUUCCAUCCCAUAGAUACUAUGUCGUAUCUAGCUCGUGAUUAUGGGAAGCACCCAUUUUCCAUGUUCUCAGCUGAGCGCAUUCCCGAUGAGCUGAAAGCCCUACACUUCUACAUCACUCGUCUGUUUCUUCCCCGAGACGCUGCCACGGCCUCAACUCUCGACGAGUCCGACUUAUGGAUUCUGUUCAAUGCCAAAACCAGCUGCCCGAUCAGUUAUGCAGCUCUCAUGUUCAAUCACAUGAUCAAAUAUCGGGAAGAAGAGUGCAGCGGGAAGCUGCCCUUUGGUCCGCAGAUUACCUCACUGCUGUCUAUCUUAGGUGUUGAUCUGCGUGGGAAACUCUUCACCCGCGAAGUUCACUCUGAUCUCCAGGCUCAGCACGUUCUGCGUCGCACAUUCUCGGUGCUUGGACCUCAACGGCUUGUCAAUGUUCAAGGGGGAGAGCAACCUGCUGCUGCUGCUCAGACUGAAUCAGAUUCCGACGCGGACUACAAGGCUGCAAUGAUACCUGUGAAGCUCGACAAAGGAAAGGAAAAGGCUGAAUCAUCUGGAACACGCAAGAGGGCUUUGGACUUAGGACACCUCCAGGAAGGAAUUAGACUGGAGAAGGAAGGGAAAAGACUACUUCAGGAUCUGAAUCUGUCCUUGAAAGGGAAAGAGGCUGGUUCCUCUAGCAAGAAGAUCAAGAAGGUCAACAAGGUCUUGUUCGUAUCGUCAGAAGAUGAGGAAAGCGAUCCAUCUGAGUAUGUGUCCUCUCCGGAGUACACCUACUAGGGAGUCCUUCGUCUAACUAUCUUAGGGGGAGAUCCAUGUCGUCGUUGUCGGUUCAUGAAGUCUGGUCUGGUUGUCAAGUUACUCGAGUCGAGUCUUGAUGCUAUUAGGAAGGCUGAUUAAGUUUCUUAAAUAAGACUUAUUGAAGUCC
Messenger RNA from Linum trigynum, 1400 nucleotides. The record is from the annotation of a GenBank genome assembly. NCBI's taxonomy places the organism in Eukaryota, Viridiplantae, Streptophyta, Magnoliopsida, Malpighiales, Linaceae.